AUGGGGUUGCAGACGGGUGUCGCUCAGAAGCGCACGGGGGCCUGGGAGCCCUGCGUGGUGCACCGGCUGCAAGCGAGUCUAAACAAGGGAGAAUUUUACGCUGUACUGGGCUGCUCUCCGUGCUGGCAAGUGGAGCAAGCGCAGGGAGAGCCCGAGCGCUUCCCGGCAGCCUCCCACCAAAUCCUGGUGCGAGGCUGGGGAAAGGCGGCGCUCCCGGCAGUGCCCGGCAAAUCGGGAGGCCGAGGUCGAGAGCCUUCCCCGGCGAACGGUCUGACGAAUGACGCCGUCUUUCCAUCAGGCCAUGAGCCUAAAGAGCCAGAGCAGCUGAGAAAGCUUUUCAUUGGAGGUCUGAGCUUUGAAACAACAGAUGAUAGCUUGAGAGAGCACUUUGAAAAAUGGGGCACCCUCACAGAUUGUGUGGUAAUGAGAGACCCGCAGACCAAACGUUCCAGAGGCUUUGGCUUUGUGACUUACUCUUGUGUGGAAGAGGUAGAUGCUGCAAUGAGUGCUCGACCACAUAAGGUCGAUGGGCGCGUGGUUGAACCAAAGAGAGCAGUUUCAAGGGAGGAUUCUGUAAAGCCUGGGGCACAUCUCACAGUAAAGAAAAUAUUUGUUGGUGGAAUCAAAGAAGAUACCGAAGAGUAUAAUUUAAGGGAAUACUUCGAAAAAUAUGGCAAGAUUGAAACCAUAGAAGUCAUGGAAGACAGGCAAAGCGGAAAGAAAAGAGGCUUUGCUUUUGUAACUUUUGAUGAUCAUGAUACAGUUGACAAAAUUGUUGUUCAGAAAUAUCAUACCAUAAAUGGACAUAAUUGUGAAGUGAAAAAAGCACUCUCAAAGCAAGAAAUGCAGACUGCUAGCUCUCAGAGAGGUCGUGGUGGUGGCUCAGGCAACUUCAUGGGCCGUGGAAACUUCGGAGGUGGUGGUGGAAACUUUGGCCGAGGAGGAAACUUUGGCGGAAGAGGAGGCUAUGGGGGUGGUGGUGGCGGUGGUGGGAGCAGAGGAAGCUUUGGGGGUGGUGACGGAUACAAUGGAUUUGGUGAUGGUGGCAACUAUGGAGGUGGUCCUGGCUAUGGCAGCAGAGGAGGGUAUGGUGGUGGUGGAGGACCAGGAUAUGGAAACCCAGGUGGUGGCUAUGGAGGUGGAGGAGGAGGAUAUGAUGGCUACAAUGAAGGGGGAAACUUUGGUGGUGGUAAUUAUGGUGGCAGUGGAAACUACAAUGACUUCGGCAAUUACAGUGGCCAGCAGCAAUCUAACUAUGGUCCCAUGAAAGGUGGUGGCAGCUUUGGUGGCAGAAGUUCAGGCAGUCCCUAUGGUGGUGGUUAUGGCUCUGGAAGUGGAAGUGGGGGCUAUGGUGGUAGAAGAUUCUAAAAAUGCUACCGAAAAAGGGCUACAGUUCUUAGCAGGAGAGAGAGCGAGGAGUUGUCAGGAAAGCUGCAGGUUACUUUGAGACAGUCGUCCCCAAUGCAUUAGAGGAACUGUAAAAUCUGCCACAGAAGGAACGAUGAUCCAUAGUCAGAAAAGUUACUGCAGCUUAAACAGGAAACCCUUCUUGUUCAGGACUGUCAUAGCCACAGUUUGCAAAAAGUGCAGCUAUUGAUUCAUGCAAUGUAGUGUCGAUUAGAUGUACAUUCCUGAGGUCUUUAUCUGUUGUAGCUUUGUCUUUCUUUUUUCUUUUUAUUUUCCCAUUACAUCAGGUAUAUUGCCCUGUAAAUUGUGGUAGUGGUACCAGGAAUAAACAAAUUAAGGAAUUUUUAACUUUUCAAUAUUUGUGUAGUUCAGUUUUUCCACAUUUAGUACAGAGAAUUCUAUAACAGAAAUAAAAUGUAGUUUAGGGUGUUUCCUUGUUAGUCAAUAGAGAGGAUUAAUGCAUUUCUCAAUUACUAUUUUGUAUUAAUUUAAAGUUAACAAUAGAAACACCUAUUGAUUUGCAGUCUUAAGGGGUCUAGUCUCAGUGUAUAUAUGUAACUGUCAUUGACAUGAGUUACAUAGGCAUACAGAGGGAAAACAUCUGUAUGUUACAUUAUAGUUUGUUUAGAUGUAUAACUAGGAUUGAGUUACUCAAAUUAGUGUUUGUGAAUUAUAGAACUAAGCUUUACCUUCAAAUGAAAAUUUCAAAUUACUUUUGGUUUGUGCAUAUUUUUUUAAUUUGUAGCUCUGUAUUAGUACUAGCGCUUCAAGAAAAUAAGGCAUGAUAAAUAUUUUAACAAGACCAACUUUAGCCACA
This is a messenger RNA of Tinamus guttatus (white-throated tinamou), 2224 nucleotides long. The record is from RefSeq and is a predicted model, not a curated record. NCBI's taxonomy places the organism in Eukaryota, Metazoa, Chordata, Aves, Tinamiformes, Tinamidae.